AUGGGGUUUCCCGUUGGAUACACGGAGCUCCUCCUGCCCAAAUUCCUAAUCCACACGCUCUCCCUCCUGUCCUUCCUCCGGCGACUCAUCAACGCGCUCUUCCGCGUCAUCGGACUCCCCGAUUUCCUCGAACCCAACAUCUCCUGGUCGCCGCCGCCUUCUUCUUCUCCCGACGUUGACUCCUUCGCGCCGCGGUCGCCGGUCGGCGGCGGUGGGUUCCCGGAGUUCCAGCGCUCGGUGUCGGCGGUGCUGAUCCGCGAGAUCCUGCCGGUGGUGAGGUUCGGCGACCUGGUGGACCCGCCGGAGAGCUGCGCGGUGUGCCUGUACGACUUCGAGGCGGAGGACGAGAUUCGGGGGCUGGCGAAUUGCCGCCACGUAUUCCACAAGGGGUGCCUCGACCGGUGGAUGGGAUACGACCGGAAGACGUGCCCGCUGUGCCGGACGCCGGUGAUUCCGGAGGAUAUGCAGGAGAGCUUCAACGAGAAGUUCUGGGCGGCGUCCGGGAUCCCCGAUUUUUACGGCGAGUUCUCGCAGAUUGCUAGCUAG
Molecule: messenger RNA, 546 nt
Organism: Linum tenue
Lineage: Eukaryota; Viridiplantae; Streptophyta; Magnoliopsida; Malpighiales; Linaceae
Source: the annotation of a GenBank genome assembly